Messenger RNA from Strigops habroptila (Kakapo), 5911 nucleotides. It is a transcript of the gene TGFBRAP1, whose product is annotated as transforming growth factor beta receptor associated protein 1. Gene Ontology annotation, biological process: endosomal vesicle fusion; vesicle-mediated transport; autophagy. The record is from RefSeq and is a predicted model, not a curated record. NCBI's taxonomy places the organism in Eukaryota, Metazoa, Chordata, Aves, Psittaciformes, Psittacidae. Gene Ontology annotation, cellular component: membrane; cytoplasm. The transcript is spliced from 12 exons. Bases 1051 to 3642 code for a protein of 863 amino acids.
UGAUUAGUUUUUGAUAGCAAGCAUCCCCAUUAUCUUGUUUUCUGGAGCUCAGAAGUGGCAUACUGACUUCCAUUUGUAACUCUGGGGUGGCCUGCGCGUUCAAGGAACAGCAAGUUCUGCAGAACCUGUUUCUUUGCAUGUGUGCGGGCCUGAGCCCUUCUAAAUGGCAACAAAAUCAAUUUAAAAAGAAAUCACGUAGAGAUUAUGCGUAUUGACAUUGGUGAUUCUUAAAAGCUUUUUUUCACGGCUUUUUUUCUAGCAUGAAUGUUUUAAUUUCUUUGCUCCUAGACUUAUGUAGUACUGUGUUAUUUUUUGUUCUUUCUGCUCAGGGAUUGCAUGUCUAUUUUGAUCUCUUUUAUGCUCUUACUUUUCAUGUUUCUUUAAUACGUUUUUGAGAAGUUUUUAACGCAUUUUGGUCAAGAGCAGAAUUCUGUAGUUCUCCCGAUGGCAUACAUUAACAUUUUUACCUUGGGCUACAGGAACGUUAAGUUGUUGACAGCUUCAGGUAUGAAAGCUGCUUAACCUCUCUAGACGAUAGUUUAUCACUUCAGGCUACACACAAGCUCUUAGAAAUGGUUGGGGGUUUUUUGGCAGUCAACCUUUGGGCAGCCCUCUUUAACUUAAUACGCUGUUCCUUUUGAUAAUGUUGGAGGAUAACACGACUGUGUUCCCAGGGACUUACAUUAUCGUUUUACCUUAGGCUAUUUCUCUAGUACUUCCUGGGUUUGGGGUUUUUUCUGUUGAAGGUGAGAACACUAAUUUACACCGCAGGUGAGGAUGCAGUAUGAAACUGUCAUGGAAACCUGAAAUAAAAUCUUUUUAACUUCUGAAAAAUUAAAUGGGAAGUUCUUGGCAUAAAAGACUGCUACUACCUCUUGAUAACAUGGUUUGCUUCUGGCAGUAUUCUUAGUUUGAUUUAAUCUUAUUUGGUAGUUUCUUGUGAGUUGUGUACCUUACCUUUUCUCGCUCAGUCCUGGAAAUUUUUGCUUUGGUUUCCAGAGUUCUUUUGCAAAGGCAGAGGGAGUUUUUAAAGAUAACCCAGAAGACACGAUGAGUGUUAAAGCUUUCAAGCUCGUUUCUGCUGUUGAGCGGGAGAUGUUAAUGGGAGACAAAAAUUACAUCAACAUCGAAUGCAUUGAGUGUUGUGGAAGGAACCUCUACAUUGGAACCAAUGACUGCUUUAUCUAUCACUUUCUAUUGGACGAAAAGAUAUCAACAGCUGGAAAAAUUACUUUUGCUGCCACCAAGCAACUGCAUAAAUACCUGGGCUUGAAGAAGCCUGUGAGUGAGUUGAAAGCAGCCUCUGCCCUCACCAGGCUGCUUGUGCUUUGCGACAACACAAUAACACUAGUUAACAUGAUGAACCUGGAACCUGUCCCCACUGGUGCUCGAAUCAAAGGAGCUGUGACAUUCACAUUAAAUGAAAACCCUGUGAGUGGGGAUCCUUUCUGUGUUGAAGUCUGCAUUAUCUCGGUCAAGCGACGGACCAUCCAAAUGUUCAUGGUGUUUGAAGACAGAGUCCAGAUAGUGAAGGAAGUGUUUACUCCAGAGCAACCCUGUGCUGUGGCUGUAGAUGGUUAUUACUUGUGUCUUGCGCUUACUACACAGUAUAUAAUUUUGAAUUAUAAUACUGGAGUCUCCCAGGAUCUAUUUCCUUAUUGCAGUGAUGAGAAACGGCCAAUUGUGAAAAGGAUAGGCAGACAAGAGUUUCUGUUGGCUGGCCCUGGAGGCCUAGGCAUGUUUGCAACUGUAGAUGGCAUUUCACAGCGUGCCCCUGUGCACUGGUCGGAGAACGUGAUUGGAGCAGCUUUGUGCUUUCCUUAUGUGGUUGCUCUUGAUGAUGAGUUCAUUACAGUGCAUAGCAUGCUGGACCAGCAGCAAAAGCAAACCCUGCCUUUUAAAGAAGGUCACAUUCUACAGGACUUUGAAGGAAAGGUGAUUGUUGCUACUAAUAAGGGAGUGUAUAUCUUGGUGCCACUACCUUUGGAAAAACAGAUUCAGGAUCUUCUAGCUAGCCACAGAGUGGAAGAAGCCCUUGUUCUAGCAAAAGGAGCUCGAAGAAAUAUUCCAAAAGAGAAAUUUCAGGUAAUGUACAAACGAAUCCUGCAGCAGGCAGGUUUUAUACAGUUUGCACAGCUUCAGUUCCUUGAAGCAAAAGAACUCUUCAGAAGCGGCCAGCUUGAUGUCCGGGAGCUGAUCUCUCUCUACCCCUUCCUGUUGCCUACUUCCUCUUCAUUUAUACGGUCUCAUCCCCCUCUGCAUGAGUACGCGGACCUAAACCAGCUGACCCAAGGGGACCAGGAGAAGAUGACAAAAUGCAAACGGUUCCUCAUGAGUUACUUGAAUGAAGUCCGCAGCACUGAGGUGGCAAAUGGCUACAAGGAAGAUAUUGACACAGCUUUACUCAAGCUAUAUGCAGAGGCAAAUCAUGAAAGCCUGCUGGAUCUGCUAGUUUCGGAGAACUUUUGUCUCUUAACAGAUAGUGCUGCCUGGCUGGAAAAACACAAAAAGUAUUUUGCACUUGGUCUCCUAUAUCACUACAAUGGUCAGGAUGCUGCAGCACUUCAGUUAUGGGUGAAAAUAGUUGAUGGAGACAUUGAAGACGCUACACGUUCAGAUCUCUAUGAAUAUAUAGUAGACUUCCUUACAUUCUGCUCAGACCAAGAUCUAGUGUGGAAAUACUUUGAGUGGGUUUUACAGAAAAAUGAAGAGGUUGGUGUACAGAUUUUCACUAAAAGGCCUUUGGAAGAACAGGAGAAAAACAACAUUAAUCCAGAUGAUAUCAUCAGUUGCCUUAACAAAUAUCCUAAAGCACGUAUUAAAUAUCUAGAACAUCUUGUACUGGAAAGGAAGAUAGAGAAGGAAAAGUACCAUACUCAUCUAGCUAUCUUGUACUUGGAGGCAAUACUUCAGCUAAAAUCUGUGACCACAGAUAAUUGUACAGAAACAACUGAACUGCUGCUUAAACUACGCAGUCUUCUUCAGAAAUCUGAUCUUUAUAGAAUUCACUUUAUUUUGGACAAAAUCCAGGGCACAGACCUUCAUAUGGAAAGUGCAAUUUUAUAUGGAAAACUAGAAGAACACGAGAAGGCUUUGCAUAUCCUUGUCCACGAGUUAAAGGACUACCAUGCUGCUGAAGAAUACUGUAUAUGGAACUCUGAGAACAGAGACAUGCAGUACAGACAGAGGCUGUUCCAUAUGUUGCUGUCAGUGUAUCUAAAUCCAGGCACUUCAGAUUGUGCACUAGUCAUGGCUGCUGUGGACCUCUUGAAUAACCACGCUGCUGAGUUUGAUGCGGGUCUAGUUUUGCAGGUGGUGCCUGACAGCUGGUCAGUGCAGCUCCUCUCUCCGUUCCUGGCUGGAGCAGUGAGGCAAAGCAUUCAUACAAAAAGAAUGACUCAGGCUGCACUUGGAUUAGCACAAGCUGAAAACUUAAUCUACAAACACGAGAAGGUUAAACAAAGAGGAACUCCAAUUCUUCUUUCGGACAAAAAGGUCUGUCAGGUGUGCCAAAAUCCUUUCUGCGAGCCUGUAUUUGUAAGAUACCCAAAUGGGGGUAUGGUGCACACACACUGUGCUGCAAAUAGACAUCUGAAUUCAAACAUGACUCAUCACUCUUCCAGCUCCAGCAAUCAGACUUGAAAUAUGUUCUGGUCCCACUGGUUCCCAGGACUUACACCCCAUUGAAAGUGGGUUGGAAAAAAGAACAAAGUGCAGCUACUUUAGGUAUAAAUCAAGAUGAACAGCUAGUCUUUGGGUUAAUGGGAAGACUUCCAGUAAAUAUGAAAUAUCACCACUUAUCUUUUUAAUUUCUAAUGAAUGUAGAUAGAAGAAAAUUCACUACCAGAAAUGGAGAGGUGCAAAUAUAGGCUCUACUGUAUAUAAUAAUAAACAGUUAAUGAAAAUGAGCCUUCUCUUCACAGUAAGGAUGAAUGUUACGGAAACAAGGCAAACAGGUUUUUUUAAGAAAUGUCACUUUGCACUGAACGUGGUGUUGAUAAGUUUGUAGAGGUGGAGAUGGCAUCUAUUGGAGUUGGAAUUCUUGGAACAUUAUGUGACAAGACUGGCAUCAUGCAGCUUACUAUCAAGAUAAAAAUGUGUGUUGGUUAUAACAUUUGCUGCAGCAUGUCCUCUUUUGGGCUGGAUUCUCUUCCCCAGGAUCACAUUAUGAACUUGAUUUUUGCUCUACAAAUCGUUGGCUUUUGAUGCACUUUUCAGUACUUCCCCUCUCUCCUCUGCUAUAUAGGAUUUAAGUGUAAGCACUGGUCCAUUAGGUUUCUACUCCUACAGUUACUGUAAAAAAAACUAAGUGGAAACUAAUAGCCUCAGUCACACGGCUCUGCUUGGAAGAAAAAGGAGGUCAGAUUAUCUGGUCAGAUUGUAGUCACUUUUAUAUGGGGGAAGAGACCUUAACUUUAAUAUUGAUUUAUUUAUUAAUAUGCAAAUAUACUGUACAUACAGUUGAAUAAAUUGAUCUUAUAUCAUUCUAGAGUUUUUUUGGAGGCUAAAGAUGUGCCUGAUACAAAAGUGUACAGGUUAUGUGCUAAAUGUUUGCUAUAACAUAACUUAGGCAGAUGGGAAUUCUACAAGAACAGGUUUUUAUAACUUGUGUAUGACUUUGUGCAGUCAAAAUCGUGGAAAGAAGGUAUAAUUGGGAAGAAAACUAUAAAGGUGCACUACAGGGGUAAUGGAUUUGUUAUAUUCUACAAAACAAAAAAACCAGCAAAACUACCCUAACUUCCCUGAUAAGUAUUCACAUUGCUAUUUAACCAUUUUAAAGCAAUCAGUUUAAAAGAAGCAGCUUCCCACAAGAGAAGUUAAAAAAUGGCGACUUUAAAUAAAAGUAUUUCAAAGUCAAAGCAUUUAUUUUAAUUCUGUGAAGCUCUAAGAAAUACCAAGCUUACUGACUAGCAUGCAGUUGAGUUAGUACAGCUGCUCACUGUUUCAGCAUUGCAACUCAGAGUGGAGACUUUCAGCAAAAUGGGAUAUCUUCUAGAUGCAGUCUUGAAAGAGGUCUCCUGUUUCAGAAGGGUUACCUUAUGAAACAGCCUUUUAAGCAUAGUGCUGCCUCCAGGAAGGGGCAAACAGAUUACAUUCUGGGGAAAAAAAAUACCCAUUUCUUUCUUAAGGCAAAAGACCUUCGGAUCUUUCUCUUUGCGGAGUUUGGAAUUAGAACAGUAUAGUUGUGUUGGGUUUUAAAAAUUAAAUAAAAUCCAAGUAAGGAAUAGCAUAGUGCUUUCUAUUAAGACAUGUAAGAAAUGUUUAGUGAAAGGCCCCUUCAAAAUAGACAAAUUCUUCUGUGGCACUGGUAUGAGCAAAUUCUUUGUAUCUUGUAUUCAUAGUUUUCAAACAUUGUGUAUACAGUGGGCAAUGAUGACAGACAAAUUUGUAGUCCCCUGUCCUCAAAAUCCUGAUAGAGAGGAAGUGAUUUUACAAAGAUCUGAUAAGCCUUUUGUGUACAGCAUGCAAUUCGUAAGAAAUACUUUCUUUUGCUGCACACAUCCUCAGUCUGCUCUGCUCCUAUCUAAUAAGGAGGUACUAAGCCAAAGACCACUCUCCAUGAUUAAGACUAAUUCUAGCCACUAGGUAGUGAUGAACUUAGUCUUGUCAACUAGUGUUGCAAUGGAAUAGAGAUCAUACCAUUCCAGGCCACAAGGAAGUUCUUAAUUGUUAUUGCAUGAAAAGGUAUGUCUGUAAAAGAUUAGUAAAUUCUUUAUUAAUAUUCAACGUUUUUCAGAUUUGUACUUUGGCUAAAAUCCUGCAGUAACAAUAAUUGUACAUACAAAACAAAUACAGAAAUCACAGUAAUGCAAGGUAGCAUAUUCGCAAUAAUAGGUGACCAAAAAGGUGAUUAAUAUUAAAGUUGGGGGAUUUAAUUCUUUUAGCACUCCAGAAAUGUGGACUGGAAAAA